This is a messenger RNA of Synchiropus splendidus (mandarinfish), 7434 nucleotides long. It is a transcript of the gene atg2a, whose product is annotated as autophagy related 2A. Lineage: Eukaryota; Metazoa; Chordata; Actinopteri; Syngnathiformes; Callionymidae. The record is from RefSeq and is a predicted model, not a curated record. Gene Ontology annotation, biological process: reticulophagy; piecemeal microautophagy of the nucleus; autophagy of mitochondrion. Gene Ontology annotation, molecular function: phosphatidylinositol-3-phosphate binding. Gene Ontology annotation, cellular component: phagophore assembly site; extrinsic component of membrane. The transcript has 42 exons. Bases 348 to 6374 code for a protein of 2008 amino acids.
UUGGCGUAUGAUAACAAUAAACAACCCUGGAACAAGAGAUCCGCACCAGCAGGAACUGUCGCUGUUUAGUCACGUUUUCGAGCUAAAAAUGGUCCGAAACAGCUACGAACAUUUGGAGUAACGUGUCGCCAAGUGUCCGGGGACUGUGGUUCGACCUGACACAAAGAAUUUUCGAGUUUUUGCGCCUUGUAGAGUGACGGUUCUCCCCUCCUUUAGCCCCCGUAGCUAGCCGCGGCUCAGUUCAUGUUUUGUACACUUCGUUAGUCUGUUAUGCAGUUUCCGGGGGGCUGUAGUCGUACUCGUUCUCCUCCAGUAGGUCUUCACUCCCUCCCUCUCUCUCCGGUCCCAUGUCUCGCUGGCUCUUCCCCUGGUCGGGCUCUAUCAAGAAGCGGGCCUGUCGGUACCUCCUGCAGCACUACCUCGGUCACUUUCUGCAGGAGCGGUUGAGUUUGGACCAACUGGGCUUGGACCUGUACAAUGGUAGCGGUGACAUCAAGGACAUUCACCUGGACGUUUGGGCGGUCAAUGAGCUCCUGGACUCUCUUGGAGCUCCACUUGAGAUAGAAGAUGGGUUUGUAAAGAGAAUACAAGUGACCAUUCCCUGGCAAGCCCUUCUGACUGACCACUGCACCUUAGAAGUUUCUGGUCUACAGAUAACAUGUCGACCCAAGUACAGGACCAGCGGGGGUUGGGACUCCCAAGGGUGGUCGUCGAGUAUGACCUCAAGCAUGCAGCUGGCACAGGAGUGCCUGAAGGACCCCCCGGAGGCAUCAGAAGAGCCCCCUGCCCCCUUGGAGGGGCUUGAGAUGUUUGCACAGACCAUUGAGACGGUGCUCCGUCGUAUUAAAGUCACCUUCCUAGACACUAUUGUUCGCAUCGAGCACCAGACCCUGGACCUGGAAACAGGCGUUGCCUUAGAGGUGCACAUUAAACGGCUGGAGUACUUUGACGAGGCGGUUCGGGAUCCAGCGAGUCAGACUACUGUGCCUGUAGACAUCCACCAGCCGCCGGCCUUCCUGCACAAGAUCCUGCAGCUCAGUGCUGUUCAGCUCUUCUACGACAGUGUGGGCCCCCAGAGACAUCCUGAAGAGUUACGCCCCAAUCCACCUCAAGCUAGUGAAGGAGAGGAUGAUGAAGAUGAGGAGGAGGAAGGGGGAGAAGAGACAAAAUCUUGUCAUGCCCCUCCAUCUCAACCACUGCUCAUUGGAAGCUGCUCUGGAUUCAUUGAGACGACUGUGAAGAUCAAGCAGAAUGAGAUGCUGUCUGGACCACAGUUUGAUUUGGAUGGGAAGGUUGGAUGUGUCCACCUGCUGCUGUCGCCGGACCAAAUAACUCAUCUGAAUGACCUGAUGGCUGCUCUCUGCAUUCACACCGAGCCAGAAAAGAAGUGUGGAGGGGUACACAGCCGGCCGCUAGACUCUGAUGAUUUGCGAAUGAUCGAGGAAGACCUCAGCAAGCAGUUGGGAUCCAGCCCUAAAGACAAAGACUGGGACGCUGACUCUGAUUUGGACCCCUACGAAACCACUCUUGAGAACGGAGUCGCUUCAGAAAUGUUCUAUUCGAUGGGACCAGCAGGAAUGAACAGCAGCAUGACAUCAGUGCGAUCAGGCAGCGAACUGUCAGACAGUGACAUGGAGUCGUCUACUCACAGUCUGUCCAGUCUUGCUCAGCCGGCAGCUCUGUCUGCACAGGGCAUGAUGAACUGUCCAAGAAGGUAUCCUGUAGCUGGCUGCCUGACAAGUCUUCCACAGACCAGCCACAGAGUCAGAGCAUGCUCACAAGCAGAGCAGAUGAAGCCUGACUCUCUUCUGAGACUCACUGUCGGUGGACUGACGCUCACCUUGCUGCAGGAAGAUCCCCCUGCCACAGCCGAUGGAGCCUCCUCAUUGGCUCAGGUUUCCGAGGUGUUUUUCGAACAACUUGGUUCCUUCAAGGACAGCAUGUUUAGUGAAAGAGACUUCCAUCAUCUAAGAGGUGGAUUUGAAAAAGCCUGUCCACAAUCCCAUUUAAGACUGACAGGAGCAGCAGUGCAGGUUGCAUGUGAAAUGCGGAGUGGGCGGCGGCACAGUCACACGGUGACUUCGGACGUUUCCUUCAGCAGACUGGAGCUGUUAGAGUGUCUCUGGGAAAAUGGCAAGCCUCAGUACAGUGAGCUCCUCCAAUUCAAGAACGCUGGUCUCUUCAAAAUUGGAACUGCUGCCAGACCGUGUGCCCAGCUGCACUACAGUCUGACUGAAAGACACCUACGCAAGGGUAAACAGCGUGUGGUGCGGAAGGACACUGUCGUGCAUGUGGAUCUGGCUGAACUGGCUGCUGAGCUGGACCUGGACAUCAUCAGUCGCCUGGGAAACCUGAGCAGAGCUUUUAGUUACAGCCCGCCUCAGCCUCCCAGACCAAGAUCCGCUCCGAUACAAAACACAGAGAUGUGGUCGUCCUUUACCCUCAAGUCACCCCACACCGUCGUCAGGCUACGAUUCCCCAUAGCAGACUUGAGGCCGCUGUCAGAGCGUAAGCCAUUCACUCAGCGAUCCGUCCGCAAGGAAACUCUAGUUUUAGAGUUCUCAGAGCUGGAGGUGAAGCACCAAGAGGCGCCAGAUCUUCAGACGGAGCAGCCGGCUGCAGGUCAACCGUUUGCCCCGUGCCUGACACAGCUGCUGGAGGCAUCCUUCACUGACUUGCAUGGAACAUAUGAGGGCUGGGAGGGCGGCUCCUUCCCCUGUAUCAGAGUGAAGAAGAGCCGGGACUCUGUUCCAAGGAUAUCAGUCAGGGUGCGUGGUGGCGAGGCUCAGAGCCAAGCGGCAGGUCUGGCUGGUAUGAAUAUGGGCCUCGGCAGAGAGCUCGGCGCCGCCUUCUUCGAAAGCCACUGUGAACUUCCCGACAAAACCAGCUCCCCGUUCUCCUCCAACCGGACUAUGUUUGAGACUGAGGAGAUGGUGAUCCCGGCAGACCCGGAGGAGAUGUGUCAGUUCCAGGCUCAGUGUGUUGCUCAGUGUCAAUGUGCGGUCGACAUCAGCUUUCCUCUGGCUUUCAUCCUUCUGCCCAGUAAACAGGCUUUUCAAAGCAUCUACAACAGGCUCAAUAAUGACCUACUGAUGUGGGAGCCUCCACCCCCUCCUCCCUCACCUGAAACCCCCAAACACAGCGGCCAUCAGCAUGAUGAAUUCCAGCUCUGCAAAUCAGCCCUUCGGCUUGACUCAGACUCUGAAGAGGACGAGAAUCAGUUCUACUUGGCAAGCGAUUCAUCCGGACGAAAAAAGUCAGUGACCAGUCUCAACCACAACCUCAGCCUCCUCUCGCUCACCGUCAUCAUCGACAAGGGUCGCCUGCAAGCCAGAACUGACAAGAAGGAGGAUGACAGUUAUGGAGAAAUUGUCCUUGAUCUUGAUGGAGGGAAGAUAUUCAGUGUGGCGCAGCACCAGAACAACCCUAAUCUGAACUUUCUGUGUGUGGAGAGCAAGCGAGUGGAGCUCUAUCAUAAAGCGGUUGUAAAAGGGGCCACCAUUCCAGAGAGGAUAGAAAUGCCCAACUUCAAUUCACCAAAACAUCUGGAUCCAACCAUCUACCCGACAGAGUUGGGAGUCAGCAGCGUUAGUGGCAGAGAAGGGGAAGUGCAGAUGUUGUCAACUGCCAUAAAAAUCACCCUUGAUCCUCAAAGGAAUGUCAAAGAAUUUCUGGUCGCCCUUCGCCUUCAAGGUGCAACGAUGCGGCAUUACAUGGCGCAGACCAACCACAGCUGGCAUGAGCAGCUUGUUGACUUCCUGGAUGUUGUUGAUGACCCCAUCCUUGGAUACACCGCACCUGCUGUCAUCACCGUCCUCCACACACAUCUUGCUACAUGUGCUGUAGACUAUAGACCUCUUUAUCUCCCACUGCGAUUCCUGUUCACAGCCGAGUCCUUUUCUCUCUCGAGUAACAUCAUAGUCGAUACUGCCACGUUCCAUCUCAGAUUCAUCCUGGAUGACUCUGCUCUCUACCUCUCUGACAAAUGUGAGAGUGAUACAGUGGAUCUUAGGAGAGACUAUGUUUGUGUGCUGGAUAUCGACUUGUUGGAGCUCGCUAUCACCACAUGGAAGGGCACAGAAACCGGCAAACUGCUGCAGCCCCUUUUCGAGCUGCGUUGCUCCAACAAUGUGGUUCAUCUUCACACCUGUGCGGACUCCUGCGCUGCCCUGGUCAACAUGCUGCAGUACCUGGUCUCUCAGGGAGACCUGCACCCUCCACCAAAACACACCUCACCCACCGAAAUCGCUGGUCAGAAGUUGCCGAUGACGGAAAGUCCUGUCUGCGCGCUGCCCUGCCCUCCUGCUGAGACAGCUGAGAUUAACCAAUGUGACCUGGCAGAUGCCUUAAUCGACACGGAGAAGACUCAGCAAGAGGAGGGGUUGCAUGCAGGUUCACCAUCCAUGCCGAGAGGUUCUCCAGUCUCAGUGUACCUGUUUCCUGGCGAAGCGUCGAGGCAAAGCCCCUCAUCACUGCAUGUAGACGAUGCUGAGAUUGAUGGGAUGGUUGCUACGGCGACAGAAGCCCAAGCAGAUAUGAUGUCAGAAGAAGAAUCCGAAGGCUCCACAGACAAUGAUGACUUCUGUAUUUUGGAAGCUCCUGGCAUGGGCAUCCCUCCCAGAGACGGAGAGCCAGUGGUGACAGUUUUGGCGCAGGGUCCAAUUCGGGUCAAGGACAACCACUUUUCCAGACCCCGUGGCAGCGCGGAUCUUCUCCGCGCGCCAAGUCGCUUCCCUGUGCCCCAGAGCAGAGUGGUGCUGCGGGAAAUCUCUGUCGUCUGGCAUCUGUACGGAGGCAAAGACUUUGGAGGGAAGCCCAUGUCCAUACACUCCCAGCAUCCCAACAGGGGUCGCCCUGUCUCUGCUGGUAUUCGUGGCUCCCCGUCUCGAACGGUCAGUUCCUCACGUCCACAAAAUUCUUGGCGCUGGACUGGAGGCAGUGGGCGACAACAUAAUCUCCUGAUGGAGAUCCAGCUCACAAAGGUGUCCUUCCAGCACGAGUCAUACCCUGUGGCAAUGGGAACUGGGCAGGAAGGAGACAGGCCCCUAGCAGCUGGGGUGGGGCCCGGCAACGAACAGCCCAUCUCCAGACAGGUUUUCAUCGUCCAGGAGCUGGAGGUCAGAGACCGUUUAGCCUCCUCCCAAAUCAACAAGUUCCUCUACCUCUACACCAGCGAGAGCAUGCCACGCAGAGCCCACUCCAACAUGUUGACCGUGAAGGCCCUGCAGGUGUCUCCAGAGUCUGGUCUUGGUGGUCCAGAAUGUUGUCUCAGAAUCAGUCUGCUUCCACUACGACUCAACAUUGAUCAGGAUGCUUUGUUUUUCCUGAAAGAUUAUUUUAGUAAUUUAGCUUCAUCGGUUAACCCCUACCUGCCUGUGGACCCCGCCACUGAAGUGAAGGCUGAUCUGUCACAGAGGACUUCUGAGGAGGGGGAGUUGGCCGCAGCUCUGGGUCCGGACCUCACAACAUCUGUGGAGACCACCUACAGUGAACAAAGCUCCUCCUCCGCUGGAUCCACGUCGUCCGCUGACCAGCCAAUCUACUUUCGUGAGUUCCGGUUCACCUCUGAAGUGCCUAUCUGGCUGGAUUACCAUGGCAAGCACGUCGUCAUUGAACAGGGGACAUUUGCGGGAAUUCUGAUCGGACUGGCUCAGCUGAAUUGUUCUGAGCUGAAGCUGAAGAGACUCUGCUGCAGACACGGCCUCCUGGGUGUUGACAAAGUCAUCCAGUACGCGGUCACCGAGUGGCUGACAGACAUCAGGAAAAAUCAGCUGCCUGGAAUUUUGGGAGGAGUUGGUCCGAUGCACUCUGUUGUUCAGCUGUUUCAUGGAGUGAGGGAUCUCUUCUGGUUGCCUAUUGAGCAAUACAGAAGAGAUGGACGCAUCAUCCGAGGUCUCCAGAGGGGGGCAGCAUCCUUCGGCACCUCCACUGCUUCUGCUGCUCUGGAGCUCAGCAACAGGCUGGUGCAGGCCAUCCAGGCCACAGCGGAGACGGUGUACGAUAUCUUGUCUCCCACGCCCCCCCUGAAUCGAUUCGCCAUCACAGAAGGGCGAGCCCCCACCAGCCGUCCUCGCAGAGCCGCCCAGCCUGCAGAUCUGCGAGAAGGUGUAGCCAAAGCCUACGACACUGUCCGAGAGGGAGUGAUCGACACAGCUCAGACCCUCUGCGAUGUAGCGUCCCGCGGCCACGAACAAAAGGGCCUCCCCGGUGCUGUGGGCGGCGUCCUGCGACAGAUCCCGCCCACUGUGGUCCGACCUUUAAUCGUGGCAUCCGAAGCCACCUCCAAUCUGCUGGGCGGCAUGCGGAACCAGAUCAAGCCGGAUGCCAGGAAGGAGGAUUUUCUGAAGUGGCGAACGGAAGACAGCCAAGAAUGAUGACUGUUCUCGUGAGAAUGUGUACAUGUGUGUGAUUUUACCUGACGGAGUGAAGGCAGGCGUGAAUGAGUCUUUGCAUGUGUGUAUGGACUUCAAACAGCCAGUCUGUGGGCUUCAUGACUGCACCUACUGAUGCUCCCGAAUCGUACACAGGCAGCAUUUUCUUCUUUUGUGUGAAUCUCCUGGGUCACUCAUGCAGCAUAUCUUGCAUAUUUUCAUGCAAACAUAUCCAACUAGUCACUUCAAUUUUAAAUCUAACCUGAAGAAAUCUCACUGGCUUCCUCCUUGAGAGUUAACCUGUCGUGGCAUAGUGAGGUCCUGAGUUUGCUCCUGUAUCUGGCUUUUAACACGAGUAAAAAUACAGUUGUUAAAUGAGAUGGUCCCUGUUAAAGUUGACAUUUAAUGAGCGUUGUUCAUGUCAGAUGUCUCGACUGGCGCCUUUACUGAACCCUUCGAUAUUUCAGCACAACCAUGUAUUAUUGGUUCAGUAUUGAUCCCCUGUGCACCUGCUUCCCUUCAUCUCUUUAUGUGUGCCAUAAACUUAGUGCCCUUUACCAGCUUGUGUUGCCUUUCUCAGUGCUGCGUUGCCCUUUCUCUGACUCGGAUCCUUUAACUUCCACUGUAUUGCAGAUGAGCCAGUGCAUCUUCAUGGUGAAUACUAUCCCUCUGAGAUUCUGUUAUUUUAAUCCCAAACUUCUGUUUCCACCGUGACCUUUGAUCUCUGUCCUGAUGUUUUCCUCUGUAGUUGCCUUCCUAUACGUCUUUUUUUUACUUAAACUGUUUUAGUUGUUAAAACUGUUGAUUGAUUCUAAAGACGAAUGAUGAGUGAGGAAACUGUGGUUAAAAACUUUUACAUUUUUAUCUCUUAUGUUGAAAGCGUGGAAGGUAGAUGUCUCCAUCGAUGUGAGUGCGAGAGGUGUUGAUGGCUGCGAGUGUAUGAGGAAACGCUUGUGUGCAGUUGCUAUUACUAUAUCAAAAAAAGUACGAAUGGCUUGUUCGAAACAUUAAAGUAAGAAAUGUACAAAAUUAAUAAAAGAAAAAUAAGACUCUUGUUUAAAAA